Salarias fasciatus (jewelled blenny) is the source of this 2233-nucleotide messenger RNA. RefSeq names its product elongator acetyltransferase complex subunit 3 (gene elp3). NCBI's taxonomy places the organism in Eukaryota, Metazoa, Chordata, Actinopteri, Blenniiformes, Blenniidae. The transcript is spliced from 15 exons. Gene Ontology annotation, biological process: tRNA wobble base 5-methoxycarbonylmethyl-2-thiouridinylation. The coding region runs from base 122 to 1783 and encodes 553 amino acids. Gene Ontology annotation, cellular component: elongator holoenzyme complex; nucleus; cytoplasm. Gene Ontology annotation, molecular function: acyltransferase activity, transferring groups other than amino-acyl groups; iron-sulfur cluster binding. The record is from RefSeq and is a predicted model, not a curated record.
GCUCACCGCAACGUGGAGUUGUUUACCUCCUCGGUUAGCAUCCGAGUGUUUAAAAGUCUUAUUCAGACACUCAAACAAGUUUCUGUUGGAUUAAAACUCGGCCGUAUGCCUGGAGGGAGACAUGGGGAAGCCAAAGAAAAAGAGUGAACUCAGCCGAGCGGAGCUGAUGAUGAUGACCAUCGCAGAUGUUAUUAAGCAGCUGGUUGAAGCUCAUGAGGAAGGAAAAGACAUCAAUCUGAACAAAGUGAAGACGAAGACGUCAGCCAAGUACGGACUGGAAGCUCAGCCUCGCCUGGUGGACAUCAUCGCCGCCGUUCCACCUCAGUACCGCCGUGCUCUGGUGCCCAAACUCAAAGCCAAACCCAUCCGCACCGCCAGCGGGAUUGCAGUUGUGGCUGUGAUGUGUAAACCUCACCGGUGUCCUCACAUCAGCUUCACAGGAAACAUCUGUGUCUACUGUCCUGGAGGACCCGACUCCGACUUCGAGUACUCCACACAGUCUUACACCGGCUACGAGCCGACGUCCAUGAGGGCGAUCCGAGCGCGGUACGACCCGUACCUCCAGACCAGACACCGAGUGGAGCAGCUGAAGCAGCUGGGCCACAGCGUGGACAAGGUGGAGUUCAUCGUGAUGGGCGGGACCUUCAUGGCGCUGGCCGAGGAGUACAGAGACCACUUCAUCAGGAACCUGCACGACGCCCUCUCCGGACACACCUCCAACAACGUGGCCGAGGCCGUCAGGUACUCGGAGCGCAGCAACACCAAAUGCGUCGGCAUCACCAUCGAGACGCGGCCCGACUACUGCCUGAAGCGCCACCUCAGCGACAUGCUGGGCUACGGCUGCACGCGGCUGGAGAUCGGCGUGCAGAGCGUCUACGAGGACGUGGCCCGCGACACCAACAGAGGUCACACGGUGCGAGCUGUGUGUGAAUCGUUCCACCUGGCGAAGGAUGCCGGCUUCAAAGUGGUCGCCCACAUGAUGCCGGACCUGCCCAACGUGGGCAUGGAGAGGGAUGUGGAGCAGUUUAUUGAGUUCUUUGAGAACCCGGCGUUCAGGCCCGACGGUUUGAAGCUGUACCCGACGCUGGUGAUCCGAGGAACGGGGCUGUACGAGCUGUGGAAGACGGGUCGCUACAAGAGCUACUCCCCCAGCGCUCUGGUGGAUCUGGUGGCCCGGAUUCUGGCGCUGGUGCCGCCGUGGACCCGAGUGUACCGGGUACAGAGGGACAUCCCCAUGCCCCUGGUGAGCUCUGGAGUGGAGCAUGGGAACCUGAGGGAGCUGGCCCUGGCCAGGAUGAAGGACAUGGGCACUGAGUGUCGCGACGUGAGAACUCGAGAAGUCGGCAUCCAGGAGAUCCACCACAAAGUUCGGCCGUACCAGGUGGAGCUGAUCAGGAGGGACUACGUGGCCAACGGCGGCUGGGAGACCUUCCUGUCUUACGAGGAUCCGGAGCAGGACAUCCUGAUUGGCCUCCUGCGGCUGCGCCGCUGCUCUCCGCAGUCCUUCCGCCCGGAGCUGAAAGGGGGCGUGUCCAUCGUGCGCGAGCUGCACGUGUACGGCAGCGUGGUGCCCGUCAGCAGCCGGGACCCCAGCAAGUUCCAGCACCAGGGAUUCGGCAUGAUGCUGAUGGAGGAGGCGGAGAGAAUCGCCAGAGACGAGCACGGCUCUGGAAAACUGGCUGUUAUCUCAGGUGUAGGAACCAGGAACUACUACAGGAAGAUGGGCUACGAGCUGGAGGGGCCGUACAUGGUGAAGAACCUGUACGGUGCUGACAUGAACUGAAACUUUUUGUUAUCUGUGGACAUUAAAUCCAGCAUCACGGUCACGCACAAAAUAUUUAUCAAAACAAUCCUCCUGGGACAUGUCACCUGAGCCUGUCUGCAGUCAAACAGUUUUUUUGUUUGUUUGUGAUCAGUUUGGUUCUUCUGUUUUUUUUUUCUUUUUGUUUUUUGUUUUUUAAUCUGCUGUGUCCGGUUUUACUCAGAUUAGACGAACUGCAGAUCAAAGCUCUUUCAUGCGAAAGUUUUAAUCACAAACAUCCACUUUUGUUCAAGAAUAUUUACUAAAAGUCGGUGAUAACAUGUCUGAAAUGUUGCAGGAAAAAAGAAACCAAGGUCUUUUUAAUGUUUUUUACUAAAACAUGGAUUUUUUUUUUUCACAUUUUAAAUGAAAUGUUUUACUUGCAGAAAGAUUUUUACUUUGCUCAUCCUGAUAAAUAAUACUGAAUUCUGA